Messenger RNA from Pseudogymnoascus destructans, 925 nucleotides. RefSeq lists its product as uncharacterized. The record is from RefSeq and is a predicted model, not a curated record. Lineage: Eukaryota; Fungi; Ascomycota; Leotiomycetes; Thelebolales; Thelebolaceae. The transcript is spliced from 3 exons. The coding region runs from base 443 to 700 and encodes 85 amino acids.
UCAGGGGGGAGGGGAGGGUCGAGAUCGCUGUACGGGUGUGUGCUCUGAGCAUUUUCCACUUCCCCGCGUCGGAUCGUGGAUGUGUAUAGCUAGCCCGGAGGUUGAAGAUUUUAAGUUUGUCUGUGCAUAUCGGACAUCUAUAAGGCUUAGGUUGGGACGACUCGUGAGCUAGAAAUGGAUUUGCCUGAUGAUGGCGAGACACUGGUAGCUGUGCUGAUACUUGUAGGUAGUUCCGUGCGAUUUGAGUUUCUCCGCUCGGGUCGUGGAUGAUGCAGGUCCUACCUGCUCGUUGAGACCAGACCGAAAUCGGGUCCUGGGGAGUCUUAUAUAAAUAGGUGGACUGUAUCCCUAAUCUCAUCUGCAAACCACCGUUUAUUCGAGCUCUCGAUUUACCUCUUCAUCCUAACCAAUCCUACCACCAACCACACCCCCAUCAGUAACAAUGCGCACCUUCACCCUCGCCCUCCUCAUCCUCGCAAGCACAGCCCUCGCCCUCUACGAGUGCCCUGACAAAGAGAAAUAUCCCACGCCUCAGUGCUGCACUGCAAAGGGGGCUGAUACGAUCUGCACCGAUCCGACGAUGAUACCGGCCUCUGUCGGUGCUUUUCGCAUCAACUGUGCCGCCAUGACUUCUGUGAGGUCCGCGUUUUGCUGUGAUAUUUCAAAGGGAAGGGAGGUGCGUAACUUCAAGUUAGUCUAACCUGGAACCAAAAGAUGUCGAGCCGCCAGAAAAUGGGGAGGAGGCGUAGGGACGUAGGCAUUGGGAUGAGUGGUAGGUGUGGUUUAUGAGCUAGCUCUACAGGGGCGUAUGAAUACACUCCCCACACUUUGGAAAGAUCCCUCGGUUCUCAUGCGGCGUAUGCUCUUGUUGAAUUAUAGUCUUUUACUUGAAGCUACAAUACAGUACCCCUUUACUUAUUUCUCC